UUGUUGUUGCGCUCUAGCUAACAAACACUUCCUGGGCGUACAGACUACAGAGGUAUAGCUGCAUCGCAUCGACGAAACAGAGCAGAGCAGAGGAGCGAGAAGAGAUUGAGCUGUGGUAUAGCGCCGCCCCUGUAUCUCCGAUGAGGAAAUUGUGCCCAAACCUGGAGCGCGACGACGCGCUGGACACGGUCCUGGAGGUGCCGAUCCCGGAGGAGAUGUUCACCGGCGGCGGCGGGUCGCGCGGGUCCAGGUUCGGUUGCACGGGCGUGAAGGCGUGGAUGCGCGCGCACGGCGCUCCGGACCGGUCCGGCGCUGGCGAGCCGUGCUCCAUGAGCCGCGGCGAGCUGCAGCUGAUGCUGGGCGUGAUCGGCGCGCCGCUCAUCCCGCUCCCCGUCGGCCACGCCAAGCAGUCGCCGUCCUCCGUGCUCUGCGAGCAGCUCAAGGGCGACCCCAUCGAGUCUUCUUCGGCCAAGUACAUCGUGCAGCAGUACAUCGCGGCGUCUGGCGGUGAGUGGGCGUUGAACAAGGUGACGAGCAUGUACGCGAUGGGGCGGGUGCGGAUGACGGCGGCCGAGCUCAACACCAACGACGCCGACGGCGCCACCGGCAAUGGCAACGGCCACGGUCACCGCGGCGGGAAGAAAGGCGGCAAGGGCGCUGGCUCAAGUGGCGAGAUCGGCGGGUUCGUGCUGUGGCAGAAGAAGCCGGAGCUGUGGUGCCUGGAGCUGGUGGUGUCCGGGUGCAAGAUCAGCGCCGGCAGCGACGGCAAGGUUGCCUGGCGGCAGACGCCGUGGCACCAGUCGCACGCCUCCCGUGGCCCGCCGCGGCCGCUCCGACGGUCGCUCCAGGGCCUGGACCCGAUGCUGACGGCGAGCCUGUUCGCGGAGGACUCGGUGUGCAUCGGGGAGCGGAGCAUCGGCGGCGAGGACUGCUUCGUGCUCAAGGUGGAGGCGGAGGCGUCCAGCCUGCGGGCGCGCAACAGCGGCAGCGUCGAGAUCAUCCGCCACACCGUCUGGGGAUACUUCAGCCAGCGCACGGGCCUGCUCGUCCAGCUCGAGGACUCGCACCUCCUCCAGAUCAAGCCCACCUCCGGCACCGGCAGCGUCUUCUGGGAGACCACCAUGGAGUCGCGCCUCGACGACUACCGCGCCGUCGACGGGGUCAACAUCGCCCACGCGGGCCGCACGGCGGUCUCGCUGGUGCGGUUCGGGGACGGGCAGGACGGCAGCACCAGGACGAGGAUGGAGGAGACCUGGAGCAUCGAGGAGGUCGACUUCAACAUCCGAGGCCUCUCCAUGGACUGCUUCCUCCCGCCCAGCGACCUCAGGGAGACCAAAGAGGCGCCGCAGGACGCCGUCGCUCCCGCCGUCGUCAAGGCACCGAGGCCGCCGCCGCUAAGGAUACCGGCCGUCGUGGCAAUACGCGUCGGGCCCUCACAGGUGGCCGCUGUCAACCUCGACGAAUCGUCGGAGCCGCUAAUCGCGAGAUGAUGACGUCGCCAUAAACUGCUCCUACCCGUAAGUAGAGAUCACCCCUGUAAAUAUGUUUCGAGUGAGAUUCUUCUAUAUUCUUUUUCGAGGUGUGGAUAAAGCCUCAAGCUAGAAUUGGGGUCAGAGGAGUGAGAGAGUAGUGAUUCGGACUAGAUGCAUGUAUACUCAUCGUCUAAUUAUAGAUGUAUUGUACUAAUGAGCUUAAUCAGCUCCGUCUAUGUAAAUGUGAAAGACAAAAAAAGAAACCCCGAUUCUGCUUGCCAGCAUGAUAGACAUUAA
Messenger RNA from Lolium rigidum, 1769 nucleotides. RefSeq lists its product as uncharacterized. The coding region runs from base 141 to 1490 and encodes 449 amino acids. The transcript has 3 exons. Lineage: Eukaryota; Viridiplantae; Streptophyta; Magnoliopsida; Poales; Poaceae. The record is from RefSeq and is a predicted model, not a curated record.